Messenger RNA from Staurois parvus, 438 nucleotides. Lineage: Eukaryota; Metazoa; Chordata; Amphibia; Anura; Ranidae. The record is from the annotation of a GenBank genome assembly.
AUGGUGGUUGGCUUAGGUCCCGGAAGUAGUUUCUUUACCAGGCACGUGGGUACAGGAGACGGGAAUAUGAAGCUGCUCACACAUAAUAUGCUGCGGAGCCACGUUACCGGGGUGACCCGGGGCUUCCCGCUCAUCAUUCGGGCAGAUGAAGUCAAGGUCAAUUCUGUGGAUUUCAACCGAGAGUUUGUAUCACGCAUGAUUCCUAAACUAGAGUGGGAAGCAUUGGUGGAAACUGCAGAAACCCUUGGACAUGGGUCUGGCCUACCUCGAGAGCUUCUGUCUGGAUAUGAAAAUGAUGAGGAGUUCCUGAAAAAAGUUCAUCACGUGCUACUGGAGGUUGAAAUCAUUGAAGGUGCACUAAAGUGCCCAGAAUCUGGAACAGAAUUUCCCAUCACAAGAGGAAUUCCCAACAUGCUUAUUAAUGAAGAGGAAUCCUAA